Molecule: messenger RNA, 1768 nt
Organism: Paramecium pentaurelia
Lineage: Eukaryota; Ciliophora; Oligohymenophorea; Peniculida; Parameciidae
Source: the annotation of a GenBank genome assembly
UAAUGGUCAAUUUUCAAGAGUUCCUCAAUAGCUUAGGCCAAAUCAAAUAGAUGGAAAUACCUUUUUAUUAUAGAAAUUAAUUCAAAAUAAAGGAAAACUUUAUUAAUCCAAAUAGCAAGCAUUUUGAUUAGAUUGCUUAAAAGUAAAUCAUAAUAUUCAUAAGACUCUUAUCAGAAGAUAAUAAAGGGUUAAAAAGAAAAUGGGAUAAAUAAUGCAAGAUGUUAUUUAUAUGGAUUAUUGUUAAAUACUUCUAAGUUAAAAAUAAAAAAACUAUCAAUCCCAAUUCAGAAGAAUGGAUGGAAUUAUCAGAAAUUUUCAAUUUUGAUGAAGUGACUAUGAAAUAAAGAUGGAUAACACUUAUAAACCCUAUGGCAAAAAGUUUGAAUUGGGAAACAGAAGAAGAUGAUAUAAUAAGAUCAUUGAUGAUGUAUAUUAUUAUCAGCUUAAAUUUCUUUAUUUUAGAUAAUAAGAAGAAAAACAUAUAUGGACAUAAAUUGCUUUAGAGCUUUAUAAUCAUAACAAUGGAUAAUAUGUUAGAACACCAAAAUAAGUCAGAGAAAGAUGGAUGAAUUAUUUAAAUCCUAAAUUAAACAAGUAAUUUUCAUUUUUAAUAAUUUAAUUAGAUCUAGUUGGACUGAUUAGGAAGAUAAUUAAUUAUUGUAAUUAGUAGUGAAUAAUGGUAAGAGAUGGUCAAUGAUAUCUACCUUAUUAUAAGGGAGAACUGAAAAUUAAGUGAAAAAUAGGUAUCAUUAAGUUUCCUACUUAAUUUAGAUUUAAGAGUCUAAUUCAUAAAAUUUAUAAAGAAGAAGAUGAUGAUGAUAUUGAAGAAUUGGCAGCCAUUAAAUAAUAUUUAUCUAAAUAAGCUAUUGAUUUUAUUAAUUAAGAUAAUCUCUUACUAAAAUCUACAAAAAAAGAAACUAAAAUAAAUAAUGAAGAAUCCUAAUCAAAUAGUGCUAAUAUAUCAAAAUCUAAAAAAAUACAAUAAAUCAAAAAUGUAGAACAAUAAGAAUAAUAAAGUUAAAUUAAAAAGAAAAAAAUUAAGGUUAUUGAGAAUCUAUAAGUAAAAUAAGAAAUUGAUGAAAAAUUAUAAUCUUAAAUUUAAUCACUCAAUCAAUAAUUUUGCUUAUCUACAUAUGGAAAUUGUGAUACUUAAAGUUAAGAGAAUAGAAAAGGUAUAUCAAGUUCUCAUUCUAUAGGAUCCUUAAUUAAUCAAGAAUUUGAAUGCAAAUCCUAAUAAUAAAUUUAAUCCUAAUCCAAAGGUUCACUUUAAUCCCCAUCAUACAUGGGAUAAAAUUCGAUCAAAGAUCCUAUACCUUAAUAUAAUGGAUUUAGACCAUAUACAAAUGAUACAUGCAAUGAUUUAUUUUAAUAAACACCUUGUCAAAUUAAUAGACUUGGAUUUGGACUCAAAUAACACUAAUAUCCUUUCUAAUAGUUAUCACCAUUUCAAUAAUAGAUUUAAUAAACACCAAUAGUUUAUACUCCACUUUAUUUGUAUAAUUCAUAAUUCAUUUCCUAAUCUCCUUACAAGAGUCCAAUAUUAUCACCACAUAUAUGGAUGUAAUAAUAAUAAUAAUUUUAAUAAUAAUAUGAAAUUGAAAUACAAAAUGAAUAAUAAAAAUAAGAAUAGUUUGUAAUAAUAUUAUUAUCAAUUUAGAAUAAUAAAUUAGAAUUUCUCUAAGGAUAAGAUUUAGUUUCUAGAUGGAAAAAUAAGAGAGUCUAAGAAAAAUAGAACUAGUAAGAAUUAAAUAAGAUUAUAGAUCAGUGA